Cyclopterus lumpus (lumpfish) is the source of this 4166-nucleotide messenger RNA. RefSeq names its product zinc finger protein 512 (gene znf512). NCBI's taxonomy places the organism in Eukaryota, Metazoa, Chordata, Actinopteri, Perciformes, Cyclopteridae. Gene Ontology annotation, molecular function: zinc ion binding. The transcript has 17 exons. Bases 458 to 3121 code for a protein of 887 amino acids. The record is from RefSeq and is a predicted model, not a curated record.
AACGCAGCAGCAGAUGCGGGUCUUAUUUGUUCCCUCCAGCAGGAGGGCGUUCCUCCGGAGAAACAGACCGACACAGUGUGGCGAAUAACGCCGGUGUGCGUCCUUCAUAUCGAGACGCUGUCAACGCUUUGUUGUUGUUGUUGUUGUUGUUUUUCAUCGAAAGAGUUUUGUUUAACUCCCCGGGAUCCGGGCCUUGCUUCAUGUUGAUCCUCCAUGGUGGUAUCACUGCCGGGUGGAGGGGUGGGGGGGCAGGUAGACUCGGAAGACAUGGAGGCGAACCGUCUUUGCAGAGGGAGUGAGCUGUAGGACGCAGCAGGUCGGUGGCCUUCCGCACGAGGAGAGACGCAUCCGCGCGCACGCAGAAAAACAAAAACAAAACCCGCUUCGAAUAGUCACGCGUGAUGGAAACGACGCACGUGCAUUGGUGAUUUCCACGGGGGGUGUUUUCACUCCUAGAAUGGACCCGGCUCACACCGGAGGCGACAUGUCACCUUUGUGUGUGCCGAGGAAACGUAAAUGUGUCCCGUCCCAGCCCAAAGGGGGGGUGCCGUGUCCAGUCGUUCAGCGGAUACCGGAAAGAACCUGCGACUUGAAUUCAGUCGGAUAUCCCAAGAAUGACGAAGGUCAACCCCAAGAAGCUCUGAAGACGAAGAGAACGUACGGGAGGAAGAGGUAUGAGGACCUCCAGAGUGUUUCCAUAGGAACAGUAGAUUACCCAACCACCAGCUGCUCAGUGAUGUCAUCGGGUGGCCUGGCCAAUGGGGCAGACCCAGGGUCCAUGGCCCCGCCCACUGCAAGGCUUCCUCCGAGACUGGUGGGAAAGGACGCGUGGCCUCAAGGCCCCGAGGCCGGCAGGGACCUGCCCGGACCACAGCUGGACCGGGGCCCCGACGCCUGGGCCCCGGGUCGAGACCGUCCGCAGGAGCAGGUCUGGAACUCCGGCAGGGACCGGGCGGGACACUCCAGUCAAGAGCAGACGUGGAUCCCAGGCAGGGAUAGAGCCCACGGCGGGCCGGACCAGGCAUGGAUGACGGGCCGGGACCGGGGCCCCGAGCAAGGGUGGGCGGCCGACAGGGACCGAGGCCAGGAUCAGGUCUGGAACGCGGGCAGGGAUCCGGGGAGAGACGGGCCCUCCUCGGGGCCGGAGCAGGCGUGGGGAAGUGGCCGAAGCCAAGACCCAGGAUGGAGCAGAGAAAGAGGGCACGUCUGGAGACCUGACUUGAACAUGAAGAAAGUCCAAAGAGUGGAGAUGGACCAAAGCCCACCUGUUAACAACUUCUCACAGCCACCAGAGGGCCGGGACUCCUAUUCCGAUGCAGCCAGUGUCGGUGAGGCCUCGACGGACGGACCCAUCGAGGACCAGAAACCCCCCGUCCUCUCCACCAAGAAGGAGCCUCCCACCUAUCCUCCAGGAAGUCAGGAGGAGCAAUGGCAGCUCCAGAUUGUGGCCAAAGGCAGAGUCACAUGUCUCAAAUGUAAAAGUGUGAGCAGGAAGACGGUGGAGGGGCUGAAGAAGCACAUGGAGAACUGCAGACUGCAACCCUUCACCUGUCAACACUGUGGGAAGCAGCUGAAGUCCUCAACGGGGAUGAAGUACCACGUCAUGGCGGACCACAGCCACCUGCCCUCGGCAGAAGACGCCAAGAACCUGGACGACCGGGCCAUCAAAGACAAACUGCGUAAAAUCCUGAAGAGACUGGGCAAAUUAAAAUGCUCUAAAGAGGGCUGCAGUGCUGCCUUCACCAGCAUCAUGGGCUACGUGUACCACAUGAAGAAGUGUGGCAAGGAGGAGUCCGAGCUGGAGAAGAUGCUGCUGAGUUGUUCUCACUGCGGCAAAACCUACAAGUCCAAAGCCGGUCUGGAGUACCACCUGAAAUCAGAGCACGCUCCCACGCCGCUGAAGAGCGAGGAGGACGAGGCCCUGAAGGCCCACCGGGAGGCGAACCCGGAGAGGACGGCGAGCGGCCGCGUGCAGCGAGCGUCGGCCCAGGUGGCGAACUUCCACCUGGCCGAGAUCGCCAACAACGAUCUGCCCAAAGACUGGCCCAAGAGGAAGUUUCAGUCGGACCUGGUGCCGGACGACAAAAAGUUGAAAUACUUCCGGCCCGGCCUGCCGGCCUUCAGCCAGGAGGUGCUGCGGAAGUGGAAGAACGAGGUGAAGCUGCAGAAGAAGGUCCACUGUCCCAACCAGGGCUGUGGCUCCACCUACACCAGCGUGUCCGGACUCAAAGCUCACCUGGGACUCUGCACGAGGGGCGACUUUGAGGCUGGAAAAUACCGAUGUCUGAUCUGCAACAAAGAGUUUAACUCUGAAAGCGGCGUGAAAUACCACAUCAACUCCGUCCACUCGCAGGACUGGUUUGUGACCAACAAAAAGGCCUCCAAGAAGUUUGAGAAGUUCCUCAAAAACCAGCCCAAGGAGUGCGUCCAGAAUGUGGACAAGCAGAUCAUGGACCACUACCACCACCAUCAUCAUCACCACCUCCAGCAGCAGCAGCAGCAGCAGCAGCAGCAGCAUCAUCAUCAUCAUCAGCAGCAGCAGCACCACCUCCACCACCUCCACCACCACCACCACCAGCACCACCAGCAGCAGCAGCCGCCGCUGCAGUACCAACCCAUGCAGCACCCUCUGCAGCCGCUGCAUCACCUCCAGCACCAAACCCAGCACCUCCACCCGGAGCACCACGGCCUCCCCCUGCAGCCGGACGGCGGCCAGCUCCAGCAGCCGAUGCUGCACUACACCCCUUUGGAGCCUCCUCCCGGACCCAUGUGGGUGGAGAUGGACCGGGGGGAGGCCGGGCCGGGGCCGGAGCAGGCCCCGAUCGAGCUGGACAUGGCGGAUGUUGAGAAACCCGGAGAGGAGGUGGAGGAGGAGGAGGAGGCGGAGGAGGCGGAGGAUGGUGGCGGCGGCGGCAUGGCGGAGGGGAAAAGGAGAGAUAAGGGGGAGAGGGGGAAGGCUGAUGGGAAGCGGAAGGAUUGCUUUUCUUUCGGAGGUGCUGGUGCUGGAGAACCAGAUGUGGAGCAGCGGGACCGGCAGAGACGGAUCGACCAGUGGAAUCUGAAGCGUCCGGGCAUCAUGGAGCCCCUCCCCGAGGCCGGAAAGGCACAAAGUAACACUUAAAUAUAAUAAUAAUAAUAAUAAUAAUAAUAAUAAAUAAAACUCGCCGCUCCGUCCGUCCCGACGUUAUCGGCUGUGACGUAGAACCGGCGAAGAGCAGCUGCUGUUUCAACGACUUUUAACAUUUCUAGAAGACGACGAUGACGGAAACCUUCAAAAGAACCAUCAAGUAGGAUGUGAGACGACACACACACACACACACACACGCACACACACACACACUGUGGUUGUCCUCUGUAUAGCCUUGAGAAACAAAGUAAGGUAGCGUUUUACCUGUGUGUUCAUCUGUAACCGACUUUUAGUUAAAUGUGUCUUUUUUUUGUAUUCUUUUGGAUAAACCCCUUUCCUGUCCCAGUGCGGUGUGUUAUUAGACGUGUGUGUGUGUGUGUGUGUGUGUGUGUGUGUCUCUGAACACUCUUCAGUGUGACAUGUGUAACUUACUGCGUGCUCAUCCUCGCAAUCGGCCUGUUCUGGGUCAAAGUUCAAUACAAAGAGGAUUCAUCUUCACUGGAGGAAAAAAAAAAAGAAGAAAAUUCGACAGUGAGAUUUUAGAAUAUUAUUUACUUUUUUUUUUAAGGAAAGCUAACAUACCAAGCAUUUAACUUUUUUUUUAAUUUUCUGUUCAUUCGUCAAAGAGCGUAAUGUUUUUCCAUCAAAGGGUAUUUAACAGAUAGCAUGUUUGUACUAUGGUGGCGUAUGGUUAUGGGUGGUCGUCGGUCAUUUGUUUGUGACGUUUCUAGCACUAUUUCCCUUUUUUUUUUAAACUUUAUUGCAUUUAUGAAUGUAUUUUGUUGUUGUGCACUUAAAACAAAAACAAAAAAAGACUUCAUUUAUCAUUUGAAACCCUUUUUAAAUCUUUGUAUCCGUCUUUAACAAACUAUGACGUUAUGUCUCUGGUUCUGUUUAACGUGCUCCGCCCUUCGAUGCCUUUUGGAAGCUUUGAGAAAUAGAAAACCUCCUCGUACGUGGGAAGUAUUUCAAAAAGUAGGAUUUAAUUAACGUUUCAAUGUGGAAUUCUCUUUAUUCUCACUUCCUGUUUUUAGUCAUU